GGCGAGACUCUGGAUUUUUCGUGCAUCUCGCCCAGGGUAGCGUUGUCAACCUCUCUCGGACUGACCUGGGCACCUCAAAACGCAAUUUUACUCGUGGGAUGGAAAAAUUUCCAUCCCUCGAAAGCUCACAUACUUCACCUGCCAAACCAUCCGGCGCAGAAGGCACGUUUGAGUCGAAACUCCGAGGCCUCGAGAACUACUGCAUGUUUUUGGACGAUGGACUGCCGUAGCUCGCAGAGCGUGGUCCUCAUUUUUGGUUGGUGAAAUGGAAGUGAAUCGCAGGCUUCAGCAGGAAGACAUUAGUCUACGAAAGGUUUCCUCUACUAUAUAUAGAAGCAGGAUCAAACAAUUCUGCUGUCGUUGUAGCGGGAUGCCACAUUGUGGACUCAGUUGUUGAAGGACUGCUGACGAGGACACGAAAUGUGCCAUGUGUCAUCUGACCUGGUGAGGUGAAAGAGCGAGACAUUCGGAUCUGUAGGAAGGCCUGCGGUGAACAAUGUCAAGGAGCGAAGGAGCAAUACAAUCCGUGCUCCUCGAACCAGUCUUGCCGAAGAAUCAGAAGGUGUUCUGGGCAUGAGACGGUGCUCUCGAGGAGGAAAAUCUCGAUGAACGUUGUAAAUUUGAACUGAAUUUGAUGUUUUCAAACCCUUCCACGUCACUUGGUUCAGGGGUUUUCCACCGCUGCACCCUCCCCACCGUGGAGUUUUCAGAAUCUUGAAUGCUACACUCCAAUUUCCGCUCUUUCCUUCUCUUCAGUCCAGAUUACUGCUCCUUUUCUGCAGCCCUACUCCUGCCCUACGCACCCGAUAGCAUGAAAUGAAAGCAUGUGAACUUAUCUGAAUAUUGAUUUCCGAUUUGAUUGGAAGCUCUCACAUGUUUGUAACUGAAUUUAACAGGAGUAUGUAAAAUUCAUGUUGGUGGUAAUAAUCUCUCUUUUGCCGUCUGUUUUGUGUUCUGUUGUAUUCCUGGUAGAGGGUUAGGACCAAGAUAAUUCCAUAGUUGACGAUUCAGGUUGAUUAUGGAGGUAAGUUGGCAAGACGAUCCUAAUGUUAUCGACUACGAUGACGACUCAGCUCCAUCCGUUGGGCCAAAUAAAGCGAAGCUCACAGAUAUCCCAGAAGAUGUACGAGAUCGAAGAAAUCAUCCUGCCCUCGAAAGAGCACAGGCUGCUCUCAAAGAGCAGCUGUCUGCCAAGAAACAGGAUUUGGAGGACAGAAUAUAUGAACAGGGAGCUUUUCUUAGGAGAGCUACCAAGAGGAGGGAAGAAGCAGGUGUGGCGUUGUAUGGCAUGCAAAAGGCUCUGGCCACGCUUCACAUGUCUCUUCACAAAGACGCUGAGGAUCUUGCGAAUGCUGCAGAAGCUCAUGCUAAGGUUGUUUUGCCGUGAUUAUGAAGAAAUUCUCAAUACCAGAGCCAGACUGUCUUAGAGAGCUUGCUGGCCAAAAUUGUAACAUGUCUGAACUCAAGUAUCAAGGCCGAGAUUACUUUGAUGCAAGUCUCUGGGAAAUUAGAGAUACGUUCUCAUGAGGGGGUGAUGGUGCAUGGUGGGGUCAGGCGAAAGACGAGCUACAGAAGACGACGCUCGUACACAGAGAUAAAACUGGAGAACUGAAAAAGUUGAGGGACAAAAUGGAAAUUACUCACCAGGAACUAGACAAUCUUCUGAACAAUUUGAAACAAGUUGAGAAGUACAGCCAGGAAAUAAAGAGUGAGAUAGCGAUAAAUAGGCGGAAGACUUACGCCGCUGAGGAGUCCAUGUCGGCAGCAGAGAAGCAUAAGAAAGAUCAAGACUUACAAAUCGGGCUUAUGCAGACACGCUUGAAACAUCAGUAUGAGAAGCAAGCUUUGCUGAGAGCCCAACUCCAAGUCCAGGAAAGAGAGACCAAGCUCGCCAAUGUAGCCCUUUCUGAAGCUGGAACAGAGAUGGAAAGUAUCACUGCAGAGAAAAAGCAAGUGGCAAUCCAAUGGCAGUCAUCUCUUCUCGUGCUAUCCCGUUGCGACGAGGCUCUCCAGGGUCUUAUCGAUGCCAUAGCAAACCAGAAGGAACAGGAGAAAUCAGUAGAAGUAGAGAAGGAAUCGUACAAAAAAGCUAUCCGCAAGGAGCAGGAAGCCGCAGAGAAACAACAAGCAAUAUUGAGGAAGAUUGACAGAGAGAUGAAAGCAGUCCAAAAACAGAUGCAGGCUGCUAUCGCCAAGCGAUUGGCAUAUUAUGAGCAGUACCGGAAACUUGUUGUCUCACUUGAGCAGAUCGAAGCAGCUGUGAAGAAGCUCAAAGUGGAAAGGACUCAUUUGGAAACAGUGAUAAAGGUGCAUGAAAGAGAAUUUACGAGGCAAAGUGAAGGAACGCAUGAACUUGAACAUAAGAUUUUGGAGAAUCUGGUAGAGCACAUAUCUCUCGAAAAGAAAGCAGCUCAUAACACUAUGCACUCAAUAGCCAAACUUCGUGGUUUGGCGAAAAAGGAAGAUAUGAUAGCAACAGAGAUACAGUUCGACUUAGCAAGAAUAAGGGUAGAUGUACUUUCCGUGCAUGCAUACAACGAAAAUAUCAAGCAGGCCAUGAACGCCGUCAAUAACGAAGUGGAGGAGAAACUUAGCCACAUUGGCAAAGUGCAGACAGAGAUAAGAAAGAGACAUGCAGAAAUAGAAAUGAAAACCAAGGAGAUCGACAGACUUAACAAGACUUACUUCAAAUUGACGGCCAACAUGCAAGCUGGCGAUCAAACUCCAUGGGAGCACAUAAUCUCCAACAUGAAGUACGAGAUUCUAAAAAUUACAAGAUCGUCAAGCGAAAAGCAGAAGCGGUGGUUGCUGAUGCAAACAGCCCUUAUUAACAUUGUCACGACUACUAAUGAUCUCACGGAGAGCUAUCAAAAAAAAGCAGUCGAGAGAAUUACUCUAAGUCAGCGCAAAGUGAGGGUUGAUACCCAAAGUGAGGCAAUUAAGAAGUUUACCAAGGAGCUGGAAAAGAGAGUGGCAACAAAACAGGGUGUUAUUCUGAGGCUGAACGAUAUGGUAGCGAAAAAUUCGACCCUAGAGGAGCUACUCAAAAAUGAAAAUGCCAACAUGCAAGCUGCCAACUAUGCACACCUGAAAGACCUGGGUCGUGAUCUCGUGGCUCUAGAAGAGAAGAUUAGGGAGAUGACAGCAGAAAAAUCAUAUGCUAACAAGCACUUGGAUGAGUUAGAGCAUCAUGCAAUGCUUUGGAAGUAUAAAAUUACCUUCGAGCUUAAAACCCAGGCACAAAUUGAUCCAAACGUGGGUCGAGCAGUGAUAACUGCACUGCAGAAGCAAUGUGACAGGCUGAGGCUGACACAUGAUGGAUUGGCCUUGGUUCGGGAAAAAUUGAUAUCAGGACUAGAAAAUAGAGUUGCGAACCGAUCGGUAAUCGACACAAAAGUUAAGGCCAUGAGCCAAAGAAAGGGAUUCGAUGGUCCAGCCAGUAUCGAGGCAAAUCUUAUCAAAGGUUGUGCAGAUUUUAGGAGAGCUACCAAGGAGACCGAUAAAGCCAGUGAACGCAUUGAUGGCCAGCUAGACGCUUUAGAUGAGAGGAGGAAUAAAGUCAAAGCUGAAGCUGAACAUUUAGCUUUUAAGAUACAAACCUUUGUAAAGCAGCAAGAGGAGCUCAGGAUGAGUUUGAGGUAUGAAUGUAAUCAGAAGACGCUAGAACUGCUGGCAACAGCCUUGCAGCACCGCAGGUGCAGGAGGUACGAAGAACUUCGUAACAACAAGUGGAGUGUACAUAUCAAGAGUACAGUUGAAGAUGAGCUUGCAGAGACAAACACGAAAUGUUGUCUCCUCGUUAAGGUUGUUCAAAUCUUAAUGCCAGAGCUUCCAAAUUUGCAGUAUAAGUUGGACACGCUCGCAUUACAGUUAUCGCUGGCGACUGGGGAUGUGACGCAUCCAUCAUGAUCAAUGAUAUAGAGGACAUAGCCGACACCAGUACCCAAGCAUGUAAGCUGAUCAGAAUCAGUUCAAUAUUUCUUUUCCUUGAAAGGAAUAAAGCUGUUACGAGUAGGAAAAUCAAUCCGACCUCUCAUGGGAACGAGCUUUGGCUUUACUCGCAUUCCGGACCUCGAUCACGUUUCAAAAACCGUCAAAAGUGAAACUUGCGCCACUCAUGAUAACAGAAACAGAGACUUACC
Messenger RNA from Marchantia polymorpha subsp. ruderalis, 4142 nucleotides. NCBI's taxonomy places the organism in Eukaryota, Viridiplantae, Streptophyta, Marchantiopsida, Marchantiales, Marchantiaceae. The record is from the annotation of a GenBank genome assembly.